GGUCAGCUGAUAUUUUUCGAUUACCUCCCUUCUUGCAGACAACUUUUUUUUAGUUUAUUUACAUUUACAGACAAAAUUUGAAACAAUGAUAAAGGGAAUGUGUCUUGCAGAAUUCCAUCCAACUGCCGGUCCUAAGAUCAAAUAUCAAAUCCCAGAAGAUGUAUUUUCUAAAGAAGACUUGGAUGCAAUUCAUCCUUACAUAAUUACAAAACCUGAUCUGAAAGAGAGGCUAAUUACAUUGAAUACACUUGGGAAAAAAGUAAUUGGCUGCCCUGUCAUUAUAGAAAACCCCAAAUAUGCCAGAAAUGCAUACAUUUUUAACCUAUUCUUCGUCAUGGACAGCAAAACAGAAACCACCAAGUAUGAACCGGUGGUCAAGAAAUUAGCUUCAUAUUUGAAGCAGAUAGAGUCAGAGAAUGAGGCACUCUCUCAGGAGCACAACAGGGAAAAUAUUCUUCAGUUCCUGGGAACUCUCAUGCACCAGCUUAACAAAUAUGGUUACUGUAGUAUACGGAUGGGGGAAAGUUGUACUGUGCAUUUAAAGGUUGCACCUAAGAUCUACGACCCACCUCCUGUUCAGGACCAAGAUGUGCCUGUAUUUUUGAAAGAAAAACAGAAUUUAAAAUUAGGUCACUGGGAUUUAACAACACAACAGAUUCUCUCUUAUAUUGAUGGUUUUAAGCAUGUGGCUAAGAUAGCUGGUGAGGCUGAUGUUGAGAUUAACCUGGUGAAAUCUUGUCUGCAGAAUCUUGUACAUUACCAAGUUAUCAAGGUUAUUCCAAUUUUCCAGUAUUGCAAUGUCUACACCUCACGUCCUGACAUACAGACACUUUACACAAACAAGAGGCUUCAAGAAGAAUGUAUCAAAUUUGUAGCAAAGAAAGGUAGUUUACAACCACCAAAUUUCCGGGACAUUUUCCUGAUCUAUUGUUCUUUAGGACCAGGGGUAACAGUAAAGGAUAUAUGUGCCAGAUUCAAUCCCCAUGCUCUAAAAAUUGAUGAAAGAAAAUUGAUCCAGUUUGGUUUGAUGAAAGGAUUGCUCCGACGUUUACAAAAAUAUCCAAUCAAAUUUCCUGGAGAUGUUAUGACCUCUGUAAAACUACAACAGUUGUAUCCAUGGUUUAAUGGUCGCCAUAGUUAUGACGAAAUAUGUUCAAAAACAGGGUUGAGUCAUCAGGACCUAGAAGAAAAGAUAGAGACUGAUCCAAGCAUAGUUAUAUCAUGGAAGUAGACAUAAAAUGAUCUCAUUACUUACUGCUCACAGUGGACACAGUGAAGCCUAACUCAUUUUACUGAGAAUGCCUUUAAUCAAUGCUUCAAUUCAGAAGAUAGUACAUAAAUGAAUCAAAACUAAAGGUACUGUGAUGUACAUGUGACCAAACACAACAAUCACAGAAGAUCUGACUGCAAGAAAACAAUGGAGCAUAUGAGGAGAGAUCUCUAGUGAUGCAUUACAUUGUUUAUUCUGCAAAAUUAAGAUACGAUUGUUGCAUAUGAGAUGACAUUUUGUGUGUAUUUUAUAAGAUUUUACACAGAUAACAAUUGGAUAAUAAACUUGCUGACUAACUUCUUAGUAAGCUGACUGACAAGGGUAAUAAACAAAUACAUUCUGCCUUUAUCAAAUUGUUGUGUAAGGCAUACAUGGUAUAAUGAUUAAUUUUAUGUCAAUUUACAAAUGUCUACACCGAAACUAUCCAACUCUUUUAAAAUCUGAUGAGUUCAAAUAAGACAGUGCUCUUGAUAGGAAUGGUACUGAUAUUUUAUGCACACAUCAAACUAGGCGAACACAAUUCAUUGAUAUGUUUACUGUUCUGAGUCGAGACAAAUUAUCUAGGCCAAGUGUUGUUUGGUUUUUUUUAGUCAUUGUUUCUUUAUUUUUUAAUGAGGACUCUAUUGCUGUGUAGGGUAGUUUAUUUCAUUUAUUCUUGUACAAAUUUUAUUUACUUCAGUUUUGUUUUUGCAAUUUUCAAAGUAUAAGUUGAUAUAAACAAUUUCCAUAAAAAAGAUGAUUCAUAAGACAAAGACUGAAUACAUAUGGUUUUUGUCAUUUUCCAACUAGCUUUUUUCCCCUUAAAUUUUAAAACACAUGAUCAAAUGUUUGGGUUAAGUAUGACACUAAGGAGGGUAUGGAUGGGGGGGGGUCUGUUAUUCUGUAAACAUUUAAUUUUCACCCCAUUUUUCUCUAAUCUUUAAAAAAUUAACCCCUUUUUUCUAUAAUCUUCCAAAAAUUAACCUUUUUAUUCUCUAAUCUUCUAUUUUUUGGCUCAUUAUUCUCUAAUCUUCAUUUUUUAAGGGCAUUAUUCUUUAAUCAUUUAACCCCAUCCAAACCCUCACUAAGUCUUAUCCCACUCCUUCUUUAUACUUUUUUUUAAAAAUAUAUGGUAAGUACUUAUAGAGAAAUCUAGCUAUAUCAUUUGUUCAAAUCAGAAGUUUAUAUUCAAUGUACUGUUAUACAAAUACCAUGCUAUUACGAAUUAUAAAUCACAUUUUUAUUUUAUCACUGAUGUAAAUACAUAGAAAUAAUAGCAGAAACAUAUGGCAAUGAAUAUUUUUUUUUUUUAGGUUAUGUUAUAGAACAAUCUAUUUUCUAGUUUAUUUUGCAUUUUAAAUCAUCCUUCAAAUGACAUUCUUCUUCUUCUUCUUCUUCUGGUAUACAGUUACAGCUUCAUUAAUAUUGAAGAUUAUGAACUGUUGCAUGCAUGGAGUAUAUGAUUAAAAUAUGAACAAAAAUAUGAACAAAAAUUUAUCUUUACAUUUGUAGAAUACUUGGUGAUACUUACAUUGAAA
Molecule: messenger RNA, 2787 nt
Organism: Mytilus trossulus (common blue mussel)
Lineage: Eukaryota; Metazoa; Mollusca; Bivalvia; Mytilida; Mytilidae
Product: GATOR1 complex protein NPRL2-like
Exons: 11
Coding region: 86-1231 (381 amino acids)
Biological process (GO): positive regulation of autophagy; negative regulation of TORC1 signaling; cellular response to amino acid starvation
Cellular component (GO): GATOR1 complex; vacuolar membrane
Molecular function (GO): GTPase activator activity
Source: RefSeq, a predicted model, not a curated record